CAUGCUCAUUUUUUUCAGGUCUCCACUUCAACGCAUGAAUUAUCAUGUGCUCAAUUUUGUCCCCGGUUGUGUGUUUAUCUUGUCGCGGGCUACGUCUGGUCUGAAGGCCAUUUAGAUCUUGUAAUAAGGCGCCAUGCGAUUUCAGAUCGGACCUAGGUUAGGGCAUGCCACCCUCCUCGAAAUCCUCACGUUUCGUGACACGCGUCGUCUUGCUGCUCUCCACAUUGGAGGCCACACCGAGCGAGGCCUCGGACUCGCAUCACAGUACCAUCUAUAUAGCUCUAUUCCAGACGGCGCCACGCUACAUAUUCAAGCAAGAUAUACUAGCAUAUGUUCUGGGGCAGACGGUCCAUCCGAUCCUGCCAGCGGGUCUUCAAGUGAACGCAAUAAUUAUCUCUUGAUUAUCCCUAGCGUGCAUACAUAUAUCUAAGUUGAUUCACCGGUAGAUUGCCCUGCGACUGUCUUCACAGUUCCGGAGGUCGUUCGUCGACGGUCGCUAUAUCGUUCUUCUUUCUCAGCAUCAAUUCCCGUUGGCCGGAAAACGAGGAAUCCACCGUGACUCCGAGCUUGUACUGGAACUAUACAGUCUUCGCGUACAAUGCCUAGCAGCGAUCCGUCGCCCCACAAUGCACGAUUAGCACACCCUCCUGACGAUAAUGGCAACUCUUUGAAUGCUGCCAUGCAGACGCCGAUCUCGACGACUACGAGGCCGCGCCACCUCAAUCCCGACAUCGAGCGUCUAAUUCUCGAAUGUCGUCUGUCCAGCCUGGCGACGCAGGACACGGAAGCCUCAGAGCUGGCUCUGAUAUGCAGAUAUUUUCACGAGAUCGUUUCGACGUGGCGUUGGAGAUACGUUCAGUGGCCUCGAUAUGUCGAUAUCGUUGGAAGGAAGAGCGUGAAGACCACUAGUAAGGGGGGGAUGGUGGUUUGUAAGAUUGUUCCGACGAGUGUGGCGCCGUUCGUCAGGCACCUCUAUAUAGCAUGCCAUCUGGCCAGAGCCCUGAACUGGAGAGACCUCCUUCCUCUCAUCUGUCAACUAUCAAGUCUCACGACCGUAACAUUCGACCUCGUCGUCCCUUCUCCGUCCUACAUAAUAUCCGCCCUGCUUUCCACUCCUACAUUAUCCACCUUAGAACUCAUAUCCAUGCCUCUCACCAUGAAACCACCACCUGUCUUCCAUUCGUCCGCCGCAAACCUCCAGCGUCUCGUCCUCACCCGUCCCGUCCCGUGGACAUCCAUCGACCACUGCAGUCCAGUGUUGGACCCAACAUUAUACUUACCGCACUAUCAUUCCCAACCCGCUAAUUUCAAGGCGAAGCUCCGAGUUUCGGAGUUACUAUACGACGAGGACACGGCGGAGGACUUCGUGCGGUCUCUGCUUUGUGCUACACCAGCGACGAGUCUGAGCAUGAGAUUGCUGAUGCAUUUGGAGGUCGACCUGGAGCUGGUGAGGUUUGAGGAGCUGGGGAGGCAGGAGUUUCCGAGGCUUGAGAGGCUUGUGUUUUGUGGGAUGUGUCCUUCGGGUUCUGGUAGCGGGACUGGUACAACAGGAUUCGGCGAGAAUCCGUAUGAUCUCACAAACUUGCUGAACAUGCCUAACCUUCGCGAACUCAGCUUCGCUCUCAUCCAUCCUCAACCCCCGUCUGGCGUAUCUGACGAUGUCCCGUCUCAAGCCACCAGCAGUCCAUUCUCAUUCCAAGUCGUCCCACCCGUCGCAAUCCCACUCUCACCCGACUCGUUACAUCCGCACCCAGAUUCAGAAGAGACGAUCGUCCGAGUGCGAAGAACGCUCUCCGCACUCUUUCCAAACCUCGAAAUCUUCGCGCUUUCGAACCCCGAUCCCAGCGACCUCAUCUUCCACACCCUCCCACCUUCCGUCCACUCCAUCCACCUCUCCACCAUCCUCCUCGCCUUCUCUUCCCCUCUUCCCCCCUCACACCCUCUAUUCCGCCGCGUCGGGCCAGUCACCGGUGGCUCCAGAACUACCGAGGACGAAGUACCGCGCAUAGACGGUAAUGGUCUCCGGAAGAUCGUCGCAGCUCUGCGCUCACAUCCCGAGCGGAAGUUGUAUGAUUUUAGAGCGAUGUUGAGUGUGGAGAUGAGGCCGGAGUUGUUGGAGUGUUUGGCGGAGGCGUUUCCCGAGUUGAGGAGGUUGGAGGUUAAGAGGUCGUUUGAGGAUGCGCCGGUGAGGUAUAGUACGCGGCAGAUGCAGAUGCGGGGGCAGAGCGAGUUGGAUGCGUUCACGGAGGUGAGGGUGCUUUCGUAUUCGCGGGUGUGAUGCUCACUUUGGACUUGAUCCUUAUUGUCUAUUGUGCUGAACGUGUAUCGUGCUAGAUGGAAUACAUAGCUCCUCUUCUCCCUCUCACGCAUCUCACACACCUCCGUCUCCCAAUCUUUACCCAUUCCCUACCCGUCAUUCAGUCCGCCACCAAGCCCCGUCCAGAAGCCUCACUCGCGUCCGAAAAGCUCGCCGUGAUAUCGAUGCUAUCUCACCUCAGUCCCUCAAUCAAACUCCUAGGCUUCUACCGCCAGUUCACUUAUCCGCACGUCGAGGAGUAUGGGAAUAGAAGUAUGAGGACCGAGGAUGUUCCAGGGUGGUCCGAUUGGGUCGUUACGAGGGAUUUGAACGUCGAGGAGGAGGAGGAUGGUCUAGUCGAUCAGGAUCGAAAACGGAGACAGGGCGAGGUGAAGGAGGUGAGACCGGUGUGGCCGAAGUCGAGACAGGUUCCUGUGAAGAAGACUUGGCUGAAGAUGUUCGAUACGAGGAGUUUGUAUUGAUUGCUUUUUAUCUGUUCGGCGAUACUGCAUCCAAAGAAACGGAAUGAUGAGACGCGGAAGGGUUGAAUAUCAGCAGAUUGUGAAAUGGGCUAGAAACGAAGGUGAUAGAAAAACGAGUCGAUGGAGAGAAAGACAAAGGGGAUGGGAGGAUCAUGUGGAGGUGUGGAUUUGAAAGAAGUCGGAUAGUAGAUGUAAGGUCCAACUAUGUCACUAGUCG
This is a messenger RNA of Stereum hirsutum FP-91666 SS1, 2995 nucleotides long. RefSeq lists its product as uncharacterized. The transcript has 3 exons. The record is from RefSeq and is a predicted model, not a curated record. Bases 599 to 2278 code for a protein of 559 amino acids. Lineage: Eukaryota; Fungi; Basidiomycota; Agaricomycetes; Russulales; Stereaceae.